AUGCUCGAGAACACGCUACCCAGGUACCUUCUCAUCCGAGGCAUCAUCCUCGCCUUCCGCGCCAUCACACCCCUCAGCAUCUUCUGCGUGUCCUUCAGCAUUGCAGAGCCCCCACACACAGCCCUCGGUCGCUUCCUGCUCGCCUGGAGCAUCCUCGAGACGGCCUUUUGGCUGCUCGUCUACUUGCCCCGCAAGCGUUUGCUCCAGGCCUCGGCUCAGCAUCCUCCACUCCUCGAUCAGGAAGAGAGGAAGGCGCUCUUUUGGAAGGGCUGGGAACACAUACCGAAUCCAGAGUACUAUAUAAGCAGAUGGUUCCUCGGAGCAAGGCUAGGCGAGGUGCGGAGGCAGAAUGUGCGCGAGUUCUUUGCGUGGGGCCUCAUGAAUCGGGGCACUGAGAGCGACGCAGAGAGGAACAAGAGAGUGCAGGAGCACCCGGAAGAGAGCCAGGCACAAGAGGAGGAGCUGGAUGAGUACGCUGAUGGCAUACAGACGCUGCUUGGGAGGAGACUUGAGCCUGGUUGGGGCAGCGCGAAGAGCCUGCGGUUGACCAUCGAUCAAGUCAACAUGUCGCACCGGCCCUUUCUUUGGUAUAUGGUUGUCAUGCUCGUCGACACUUUCACGGCAGCCUGUCUCCGGUACCAUGGCUUCAUUUUAUUCCGCACCCACCUCCGUUCCUCGCUGGCAAUGUUUCCACCGCGACCCGCAACCCUUUUCACACACCACAUAUCCUCCGCACCUGACAUCAGCUACUGGUACCGCCCGCAUACCUCCAAGACGCGUCUUCCAAUCCUUUUUAUACACGGCAUUGGCAUUGGCCUAUAUCCUUAUGUUCCGUGGUUGGGCGAGAUAAACAAGCAUGAUCCUGACGCAGCACAAGACGGCGAAGUGGGCAUCAUUGCUAUCGAGUUGAUGCCCAUCAGCUUUCGCAUUACUGGGCCUAUUCCGCGCAGAGACGAGAUUUGUCGCCAGAUCAAUAUGAUUCUAGAACGCCACGGUCUAGACAAAGUCGUUCUUGCCAGCCACUCAUAUGGUUCUGUGAUUUCCACCCAUCUGAUUCAUAACCCUAGUACGGCCGCUAAAAUUGGACCCGUUCUCUUGAUUGACCCGGUCACAUUCUUGUUGCAUCUACCUGACGUUGCAUACAACUUCACGGCACGACGGCCAAAAGGCGCAAACGAGCACCAAUUGUACUGGUUCGCUUCGAUGGAUAUGAUGGUUGCGCACACGCUCGGACGCCACUUCUUCUGGGCACAGAACAUCCUGUGGAAGGAGGAUCUGCGAGGGCGAGAUGUAACAGUCAGUCUCGGCGGCAGGGACCUAAUUGUUGACUCAGAGACAGUUGGCAAGUAUCUCAAUGGAGUCGACCUGAAGAGCGAGGACAGGAAUUGGAAGGAUUCUGAAUGGAAGGGUAAAGGCAUCGAGACACUGUGGUGGCCGACUGUGGAUCAUGCGCAGGUUUUCGAAAGGAGAGACGGCAGGGCGAAGUUGACGCAGAUCUUGAGAGAAUACGUUAAGCGUAAAGUAGAAGAAGAAGACGAGGUGGAAGAGCGGCACUAA
This is a messenger RNA of Cucurbitaria berberidis CBS 394.84, 1557 nucleotides long. RefSeq lists its product as uncharacterized. Bases 1 to 1557 code for a protein of 518 amino acids. Lineage: Eukaryota; Fungi; Ascomycota; Dothideomycetes; Pleosporales; Cucurbitariaceae. The record is from RefSeq and is a predicted model, not a curated record. The transcript has 2 exons.